CGGGAGUCUCGCGAGACUAAGCGCAGUUUCCCAGCCAGCAAGUGUGGUGUUGCGCGAUAGAGACGAGGAAAGAUGGCGACGCAGGGGAGCGAGUCAACUAAACCUACAGUCAGCAACGGAGAGGUAAGCAGCAAUGGAACCGCUGCAACAACAGACGGUCAGACUGUGCAGACAGCUGAAAAUGCCCAGGAUCCUCAGCAGCAGCAGCAGCAGCAACAAGCACCUAAUGCCUGGCAGGUCAUUAAAGGGGUCCUCUUUAGAAUCUUCAUAAUUUGGGCAAUCAGUAGUUGGUUCCGCAGAGGUCCGUCCACUCCUGACCCCAACACCCCAGCAGGGGCCCCCAGAGUACCCAGCAGGAACCUCUUCCCCAAAGACACCCUCAUGGACCUGUACAUCUACGUGUCCCAGGAGGAGGUGUUCUCUGACUUCAACAACACAGAUGCCCUUUUCUGGUUCCACAGGGACCUGGUCUAUGGAGACUGGGCCACAGGGGAGAGCGGAGAUGGCUGCUACCAGCAGUAUAAAGAGUUAGACAUCUCAGAGAAAGUUCAGCAGAACGGCUCCCUGUACAUUCAUGUCUACUUUACUAAAAGUGGAUUCCACCCUGACCCGAAACGCAAGGGGCAGUACCGCAGGCUGGCAACAGUUCAUUCAACAAAAAUGCUCAAUAAAUUCAAAAGAAGAAAGUUUCUGAAAACUAAGAAUCUGCUCACAGGAGAGACGGAAGCAGAUCCUGAGAUGAUUAAGCGGGCAGAGAGCCACGGUCCAGUGGAGAUUAUCUCCCACUGGCACCCCAACCUGACCAUUAAUAUGGUGGAUGAUCACACAGCCUGGGUGAAAGGCUCUGUCCCACCCCCUCUAGACCAAUAUGUUAAGUUUGACGCAGUAAGUGGCGACUACUACCCCAUUGUUUACUUCAAUGACUACUGGAACCUGCAGAAGGACUACUAUCCCAUCAACGAGACCCUGACCAAACUCCCGCUGAGGCUCACCUACUGCCCCCUGUCCCUGUGGCGCUGGCAGCUCUACGCUGCCCAGAACGCUCGCUCGCCAUGGAACUUCCUGCCUGAGGACACGUACGAGCAAUCUGAUGAAGACCAAGACUCCGUCAAGGUCGCCCUCUUGGAAACCAAUCCAUACCUGCUGGGACUCACCAUUGUGGUGUCUAUUGUACACAGCAUCUUUGAGUUCCUCGCUUUUAAGAAUGAUAUCCAGUUCUGGAACAGCAGACAAUCUCUGGAAGGACUGUCUGUGCGCUCCAUUAUAUUUGGGGUGUUUCAGUCUCUUGUUGUGUUGCUGUACAUUUUGGACAACGAAACCAACUUUGUGGUGCAAGUCAGCGUCUUCAUCGGUCUUCUAAUUGAUCUGUGGAAAAUCACCAAGGUUAUGGAUGUCAAGUUGGACCGAGAGAACAAAAUUGCAGGGAUUCUUCCUAGAUUGGUAUUCAAAGAUAAAUCAACAUAUGUGGAGUCUUCAACCAAAAUCUAUGAUGACAUGGCCUUCAGGUACUUGUCAUGGCUGCUCUAUCCUCUGUUCGGCUGCUACGCCGUCUACAGCUUAUUGUACGUAGAGCACAAAGGCUGGUACUCCUGGGUACUCAGCAUGCUUUAUGGCUUCUUGUUAACCUUUGGUUUCAUUACAAUGACACCGCAGCUAUUCAUUAACUACAAAAUGAAGUCUGUAGCUCACCUCCCGUGGAGGAUGCUCACCUACAAGGCUCUCAAUACCUUUAUUGAUGACCUGUUUGCUUUUGUGAUCAAGAUGCCCAUGAUGUACAGGAUAGGAUGCCUUAGAGACGACGUGGUGUUCUUCAUCUACCUUUACCAGCGCUGGAUCUACCGGGUCGACCCCAACAGAAUGAAUGAAUUCGGCACCAGCGGACUGGACCACACCCAGAACAACACCGCAGAGACCACGCCCGCUGUCACAGACAAACCAGAGGGGGAGAAAAAGAACGAUUAAAAACGACCCCGCUCUUAUCUUCUCCCGUGGCUCCGACCGCCGGGGCGAAGAGGACUUGUGAAAGUUAGUGCAGGGAGCGGAGUGGUCGUUUAGCUGUUUAAUGGACGCCACUACAGAAAAAAAAAAACAAAAAAAAAGAA
This is a messenger RNA of Poecilia latipinna (sailfin molly), 2102 nucleotides long. RefSeq names its product CLPTM1 regulator of GABA type A receptor forward trafficking (gene clptm1). The record is from RefSeq and is a predicted model, not a curated record. The coding region runs from base 73 to 1962 and encodes 629 amino acids. Lineage: Eukaryota; Metazoa; Chordata; Actinopteri; Cyprinodontiformes; Poeciliidae. Gene Ontology annotation, cellular component: endomembrane system; membrane. The transcript is spliced from 14 exons.